Cimex lectularius (bed bug) is the source of this 1155-nucleotide messenger RNA. Its product is annotated as protein takeout-like. The record is from RefSeq and is a predicted model, not a curated record. Lineage: Eukaryota; Metazoa; Arthropoda; Insecta; Hemiptera; Cimicidae. Bases 27 to 785 code for a protein of 252 amino acids. The transcript has 6 exons.
CGAACCCUUCACAGUUCCUCACAGCCAUGCCGUCCAAACUCUCGACUUUCAUCCUGGGAGCUUUCGCCCUCCUCGUCGCACCGAGCUGUCAGCUGAAACUUCCCAUAUAUAUCAAGACAUGCAGGCAAAACGAUCCAAAGCUGAACGAGUGCGUUGUCAAGAAUGGAAGGCUUGCCAUACCAAAAUUCAUUAACGGAGAUUCAAAGUACAGAGUGCCCCGGUUAGACCCGUUGGAGAUAACCGAGUUGAAAGUCCAUCAAGGGUUCAAGCAGCUCGGACUUACGAUGGCACUUAAGGACUGCAAAGUCACAGGGCUGAAGCACGCCCAGUUUUUGGCUGCCAGGACGGAUCUAGCGAAUAAGCACAUCGAGUGGGAUUUCUUCCAUCCGCACAUAACUAUCAUCGGCAAAUACGAAAUGUCCGGACAGGUCCUCGUGUUACCAAUCAGAGGAAAAGGAUCAUCAAAUAUUACCCUAACCAACAUGAAAACCAUGUUCAAAUUCAACUUCGACUUGGUGAAAAAAGAAGACGGGAAGGAAUACAUGAAGGUCACCAAAACUAGCUUGGACACAGAUAUAGGAAAGGCUUAUUUCCGAUUCAACAACCUGUUCAACGGCGAUCGCCUACUGGGGGAGACGAUGAACAGGUUCCUCAAUGACAACUGGAGAGACGUCGUGAAGGAACUCGGGGCGCCGGUGGUCGACUCAAUCUCCCAAGUCUUCGAAAUCAUCCUUUCCAGAAUCACGGAACUAGUCCCUUUCAACGUCGUCUACCCGCCGGCUUAGAAAAUCCCUAGGCAGAGUACAAAAUAUAAAAAUCCGGCGAAAGCUCAAGUCAUCAGGCAAAUGAGCAGCGCCCCGACCAGCCAAAAGCGUAGGAAUUAACUCAAGUAAUUUUUGCAAGUCUUGGACUUAGUUAAAUAUAAAAGGAACUUUAUAACGUUCCAAAUUAGUAUUUAAACAAUGUAUUUAUUUAUAUUAUAUAUGUAUAUUACACAACUCGAGUGGAUUUUGUGUGUUUUAAGGUUAUGACGUUAUUAAUUUUUAUUUCGUUCUCAACGAUAAUUGUUAUCAGUGUCUUAAAAAAAAAGUUAUAGUUAUCAUAGUCAAUCGAAUCAUUGUAAAUGUAAUUUAAUAAUAAAUCUGUGCCAAAUUA